GGCGUGGACAGCAGGAUGGCAGUUUGGGGAGAUUGAGGUGUUGUAUAUAUAUAAGGGGAUGGUUUCCUUUUCUUGAUGGCAUUAUGGACAGAGACGCACCGGCACAGCUUCAGACGCAGCUUUAACAUCUACUAGGAACUUGACGCUUGGGUUGAUUGAUAUCGAUUGAUCUAUACGAAACGAAGCUACACAUUCUUAUAAAAUGACUUCUUAUUGCGGCUUCAGCCCUGAGAAGGACCUUCCCGACCUCUCUGGCAAGGUUAUCCUCAUCACCGGCGGCACUCGCGGCGUUGGAAAGACAGCCCUCCUCCACCUCGCAAAGCACAACCCAGCACACGUGUACUUCACCGGGCGCAACCAACUCGCCGCAGACGCCGUCCUCGCCGAGCUGCCGUCCAACGUAAAGGGCACCUUUCUGCAGUGCGACCUCGCGUCGCUCGAGAGCAUCCGCACGGCCGCCGCGGCCUUCACGGAGCCGCGGCUCGACAUCUUCGUGGCCAACGCCGGCAUCAUGGCCGUCCCCGCCGGCGUGACCGCGGACGGCUUCGAGGUCCAGUUCGGCACCAACCACGUCGGCAACGCGGCGCUGCUGCUGCGGCUGCUGCCCGUGAUGCGGCGUACCGCCGAGCAGCCCGGCUCCGACGUGCGCUUCGUCGCGCUGACGUCGCUGGGCUACCGCGGGCACCCGCGCGGCGGCGUCGACUUUGCGACGCUGCGCAGUCCGCAGGAGGACAUGGCGCUGGGCGCGUGGGGCCGGUACGCGCAGAGCAAGCUGGCGAAUAUCGUCUUCGCGCGCGAGCUGGCGCGCCGCGAGCCGCGCAUCACGAGCGUCGCGGUGCACCCGGGCGUCGUGGCCACGGAGCUGGUGUCGACGCUGGGCUUCUGGAACCGCGCGCUGGUGUACGUGACGAACCCGCGCGGCCUGAUGACGCCCGAGCAGGGCGGCUGCAACACGGCGUGGGCGGCCGCGGGCAAGGGCGUCAGGGAGAAGAUGGCUGCUGGGAGGGUGGCCUUCUUCGAGCCGGUUGGGAAGCCGAGUGAGGGCGGUGCGGCGUGUUGGGAUGAUGCGUUGGCGAAGGAGUUGUGGGAGUGGACGGAGAAGGAGGUUGGGCUGUAGGUGUUUAGAUAUGAUCUUGUGGGUAACUUGGCUGGGUUAAUAACCGUCACGUUGUGGUUGAGCUGGUUGGCGAUGGUGUUUAUACAUCCUGUGUCAGUUGUCUGUCAGAUUCAACUUGUUCGAUAAUCGAUAAUCCUGCUUCACAUUAGUUCUCUCCUCACAACACAUCUCAAAACUGGGAUGAGAA
Messenger RNA from Ilyonectria robusta, 1304 nucleotides. RefSeq names its product oxidoreductase. The coding region runs from base 203 to 1117 and encodes 304 amino acids. Lineage: Eukaryota; Fungi; Ascomycota; Sordariomycetes; Hypocreales; Nectriaceae. The transcript is spliced from 2 exons. The record is from RefSeq and is a predicted model, not a curated record.